Molecule: messenger RNA, 1731 nt
Organism: Didymella exigua CBS 183.55
Lineage: Eukaryota; Fungi; Ascomycota; Dothideomycetes; Pleosporales; Didymellaceae
Product: benomyl/methotrexate resistance protein
Exons: 4
Coding region: 1-1731 (576 amino acids)
Biological process (GO): xenobiotic detoxification by transmembrane export across the plasma membrane
Molecular function (GO): fluconazole transmembrane transporter activity
Source: RefSeq, a predicted model, not a curated record
AUGGUGGCCGACCUUAUUCGCGAUUCGCCGUUCGGGCACAUUGUCCGUCUUGUUACGCGCAACAAGGUCUUUCAGUAUCCCGAAGAGAAGGAUCCCAGUCUGUGGAAGAAAUACGUCAAUCAGGAGAAAUCGGGCUUUGUUGCACACCACGGCAACACCUCACCGCCCAAAGAGGAUGUCGAGGAGUUGCGCCAGGCGCGCGGUAUUAGGGACCGCGAAGGCUCAGAGAGCUCACAGACAGAGGUCGGUGAUGAAGUCAACGAUGCGAGCGGUGUCAGGAUAGACCAGGAGAAGGGGAGAGAUCAGCAUGUUAUCGACUGGAAUGGGCCAGACGACCCGCAGAACCCGCGAAACUGGAGCCGUGCGAAGCGCUUCUUCGUGACCUUUGAGAUCUGUUUCCUCACUUUCUCCGUGUACAUCGGCUCCGCCAUCUACACGCCCGGUCUCAUGGACGUCAUGGCUGGCUUUGGUGUAGCCCAAGUCCCUGCCACCCUUGGUCUGACUCUUUACGUCGCUGGCUACGGGCUGGGCCCUAUCAUUUGGUCGCCCAUGAGCGAGAUCCCCCAGAUCGGACGCCUGUGGGUGUACAUCAGUACACUCUUCAUCUUCUGCUGCUUUCAGAUCCCUCUCAUCUACUCGGUCAAUUUCGGGAUGCUUCUUGCUUUUCGUUUUCUCACGGGCUUCUUCGGAUCGCCCGCCCUCGCCACCGGGGGGGCUACCAUCGCAGACAUGUACCGCCCGCAGAAGCAGGCCUACGGACUCGCCGUCUGGGGCAUCGGCGCAGUUUGCGGUCCAGUACUGGGGCCGCUCGUAGGCGGAUUUGCCGUCAUGUCCGGCGGCUCUGGGGUUGUCAAGGGCUGGAAAUGGACCAUCUGGGAGUUGCUCUGGCUGUCGUCAUUUUGUUUUAUCUUCCUGUUCUUCUUCCUGCCCGAGACCAGCUCCACCAACAUCCUGUACCGGCGCACCAAGCGUCUGCGCAAGCUCACUGGAAACGACAAGCUCACGUGCGAGCCGGAGAUGAUGUCUGCCGAGAUGGGACCCAGGGACGUCGUGCGGAUGUCGCUGCUGAAGCCCAUCACGCUCAACUUCCAGGAGCCGAUUGUGUUCCUGCUCAACCUCUACAUCGCGCUCAUCUACGGCCUGUUGUAUAUCUGGUUCGAGUCUUUCCCGCUCGUCUUCACGGAGCUCUACGGCUUCAGUCUUGGGCUCACGGGCGUUGCUUUUCUGGGCAUUUUGGUUGGCACUUUCAUUGCGGCUAGUAUCCUGUUCACCUGGCUGUACCUUUAUCAGGAAAAGCAGUUUGAUGAGAACGGCAACAUCGCGCCUGAGAAACGCCUGAUUCCUGCCAUGGUCGGAUGCUGGGGUGUCCCCAUUUGUCUAUUCUGGUUCGGCUGGUCUUCACGAUCGGACGUGCACUGGAUUGUGCCUAUAAUCGGCACGUCCUUCUUCGGCAUGUCCGCCUUCACGCUCUUCAACGCCGUGCUGCCCUACCUCAGUGACGCGUACCCUGACAACGUGGCCAGUGUGCUGGCCGGCAACGAUCUCAUGCGCAGUUCGUUUGGAGCUGGCUUCCCGCUGUUCGCUGGCGCCAUGUACCAGCGCCUGGGCAUUGACUGGGCGAGUAGUCUGUUGGGCUUCCUGGGCAUUGCAUUCAUCCCCAUUCCGUUCUUGCUGUACAAGUACGGCAAGCAGAUCAGGCAGAAGAGCAAGAACGCGAGGAAGGAUAUUUGA